Molecule: messenger RNA, 1257 nt
Organism: Nannizzia gypsea CBS 118893
Lineage: Eukaryota; Fungi; Ascomycota; Eurotiomycetes; Onygenales; Arthrodermataceae
Product: translocation protein SEC62
Exons: 3
Coding region: 1-1257 (418 amino acids)
Biological process (GO): post-translational protein targeting to membrane, translocation
Cellular component (GO): endoplasmic reticulum; endoplasmic reticulum membrane
Source: RefSeq, a predicted model, not a curated record
AUGGCCGCCCCAGGCCCAACCCCCGAGCAGAUCGCCAUGAUGCAGCAGCAGAUGGCUGCGGAGGCGCAAAGACGUGGAAUGACAGUCGAGGAAUUUGGCAAGAUGCAGCGAGAACAGAUUGCGGCAGAGGCUGCUAGACAAGGCCUUACGACUGAGCAGUUUAUCCAUAGACUGAAGGCUCAGGCCCUACGACAACACCAGAUGCAGCAGCAACAGCAGCAGCAGCAGCAGCAGCAGAUGGAGGGACAGCCGGAAGAGCAGCAGCAACAGCAACAACAGCAACCGCAGCAUCAGCACCAACAACACCAGCACCAACAGCAAACACAGCAUCAAGUGCCCGUUAACUCCGCUGCGCCGCCAGAUCCCAAAGGACUAGCUGUUGCGCAGUUCUUGAGAUCACAGAACUUGAAGCCGAGAGUCUGCAUCCUGGACGGCCGAAGGAAGGAAUUGUUUAAGGUUAAACGAGCAUUGCGUGCACUUCAGUCUCCUGCCUACGCCAAAGCAUCUGCUAAGCCCAAAUCCAACCUGCCUCCCGUCACUGAUCUAGCAUCCGCCGAAAACGCAUUUAGACUUCUACCAAUGUCCCUUCUAGCCUUGAAGGUUACAAAGGUUGACCCCCAUGAAGGCCAUGACCAUGCAAAACCGCCAUCUAAGAAAGGUAGAGUCAAGGGCCUAUGGACCGUCCGUAUACAGCAACAUCAAGACACCGACCCCAUGUCCCACUAUGUCUGGCUAUACGAGGGGCCUCAAUGGAAGCAGAAGGCAAUGGCUGCUGGAGUGUUGGCCGCCAUCAUGGCCGUUGUCAUGUUCCCAUUGUGGCCUAUCAUGCUUCGACAGGGUGUCUGGUAUCUCAGUGUUGGAAUGAUGGGAUUACUUUGUCUGUUCUUCGCCAUGGCCAUCUUCCGCCUUAUUCUCUUCGCAGUCACCUUCUUUGUCGCUUCACCUGGUCUAUGGCUAUUCCCAAACCUGUUUGAAGAUGUUGGAUUCUUUGAGAGCUUCGUACCUGUGUGGGGUUGGCAAGAGACUAAGAAAAAGAAGAAGUCAAAGAAGACAGACGGAUCAUCGUCAAAGUCGUCAAAGGCCAAAUCCUCGAAACCUGCAGCUACUGCUUCCACUGCCCCUGAAAAUGCCCCUGCUGCAGCUCAACCCACCGCGCCGGCCGUGCCUACCGAGCAAGCAAGUCAGACCAACACUCCCGAGCAGACACCCGGUAAACAUGCUUUUGCAGCUAGUGUAGAGGAUGCCGAAGAAGAGUAG